Messenger RNA from Cydia strobilella, 2257 nucleotides. RefSeq lists its product as uncharacterized. The record is from RefSeq and is a predicted model, not a curated record. The transcript has 2 exons. Gene Ontology annotation, molecular function: nucleic acid binding; zinc ion binding. Bases 132 to 1112 code for a protein of 326 amino acids. Lineage: Eukaryota; Metazoa; Arthropoda; Insecta; Lepidoptera; Tortricidae.
UAACGGUUGUGUUUCCUUGUGCUCCGCUAAUAUAAAUAUCCCGAGGGAUUUACUGGGGACUUUACAGUGGCGACGAGUCAAUUAAGUAAGAGAUCUCUCGACGGACAAUAAAAUUAACACCGGAGCUCGAUAUGUCGAUCGGAAAGUUAAGUGUGUUCGACGUUAAGUGCGGGGUGUGGUCGUCGUACGUGGAUCGGCUCAAAAUGUACUUAAAAGUUAAUAAAGUGGCGGACGAUAUGAAGUUACCAGUGCUUAUCGCGUCUAUGGGGGACGAAGCAUACGAACUAUUAGUGAAUUUGGCUAGCCCGAAGGAACCUGAAAAGUUAACAUUUGCCGAGGCGGUAAAGUGCAUGAGUGAUCACUUACAACCGGCGCCAUCGGCGUUGGCAGAGCGGUUCCGGUUUAGACAAAGGAGACAGGGCGCGGAUGAAACUAUAGCCGGUUAUGUAGCGGAAUUAAAAAAAUUGUCAAGGUAUUGCAAGUUCGAAGACAAACUGGAUGACAACAUGCGGGAUCAGUUCGUAUGUGGAAUAAGGAGUGACAUUAUUCGCCAGCGGCUGUUUGCUGAGAGUGACGGCGUGACCUAUGCGCGAGCGGUGAAGGUCGCGACCGCCCUCGAGGCGGCGGAACGGGACUCGGCCGCGGUGGAGGCGAAGGGGUCACGGGAGUCGGAGGCCAGCGGGAGCGGCGGCGGCGGCGGGGAGCCGGCCGCGGUACAUGCGCUCGCGCCGGCCGGCGGGAGCGGCCUACGCAAGCGGAGAGGUGGCGGAGUGGGCCCGGCAUGGGCCAGCCAGCAGCGGCCGGGCUUCGCGAGGGCCAACUGGCCCAGCGGGGGCCCUACAGUCGGGCCGCAACAGCGCUAUCCGUCUUGUGGGGCCUGUGGCGCGCAAAACCAUACCUACGGGAGCUGUCGCUAUAAGACCUUUAUCUGCAGCAAGUGCCAGCGCACGGGUCAUUUACGCCGGGUUUGCCCAGAGUGGGCAAGGGCGGAGAGAAGUGGCCUGCAUUUCGGAAAUGUGCAACAGAUGGAGGACGCGGAUAUCAGCGGGAAUGAGUAUGACAUCGAGCAAGAAUUAAACCAUCUGUGCUUGAACGACUAUAAACCAAUAUAAGGAGCUGUUCAGUGGCGGUCUGGGACGGUACACGGGCGGCCAGGCGACGCUGGCGGUGCGCGAGGGGGCGGCGCCGGUGUUCCACCGCGCGCGGCCGCUGCCGUACGCGCUGUGCGCGCGGGUGGACGCCGAGCUGGACGCCAUGCUGCGCGCGGGCGUCAUCGAGCCCGUGGACCACUCCGACUGGGCCUCGCCACUGGUACCUAUUCCUAAGCCUGAUGGCACCCUUAGAUUAUGUGCGGACUAUAAAUCUACUUUGAACCCCGUCUUACUGAUCGAUCGUUAUCCUUUGCCUAAAAUUGACGAUGUGUUAGUAGGUUUGAACGGCAAUAAAUAUUUUAGCAAAAUUGACUUAUCGCAGGCAUACAACCAGGUGGAACUGGACGAGUCUAAGAUGUACACCGUAAUAAAUACGCAUCGAGGCCUUUUUAGGUAUAAUCGUUUAGUUUAUGGACUGGCAUCAAGUGUAGGUAUUUUCCAAAGAAUAAUGACGAGUUUAUUAAAAGGCAUUCCAAACGUUCAGGUAUUUUUAGACGAUGUGAUAAUUGGGGGUAAGACGGAGGCGGAGCAUAUUCACUCGCUGGAAUUGGUUCUACAACGGUUGUUAGACAACGGGUUAAAGUUGAAGAAAAGUAAAUGCGUGUUCUUAACCCAAGAAGUUACUUAUCUGGGGUACGUGGUCUCCAAAGACGGGAUAAGGGCAGAUAAGUCAAAAAUAAAUUCAAUUCUAAAAAUGGCAGCUCCACAAAACGUGACCGAAUUACGUUCUUUCCUAGGGAUGGUCAAUUUCUUUGCGAAGUUUAUUAAAAAUAUUAGUUUCAUAUUAGCUCCUUUGUAUAACUUAUUACGGAAAAAUGUAAUUUGGAACUGGGAUGGAGAAUGUGAGUGGUCUUUUCGGGAAGUAAAGAAAUUGCUGACGAGCGCGGAGGUACUGGCUCAUUACGAUCCAGACCUCCCGCUGGUGCUCACUUGUGACGGGAGCCCGAGGGGCGUUGGGGCAGUGCUUUCACUAAGGGACGAAAGGGGGCGCGAGCGGGCAGUCGCGUUUGCGUCUAGGUCACUUAGUGAUGCGGAAAAGAAUUAUUCGCAGAUUCAUCGCGAAGGUUUAGCUAUAAUAUUCGCGUUAAAGAAAUUUCACCAAUAUU